UUGGCCUGUUUUUUCGCCCCCUUUGCACUUUAAUUGGAGCCGCGCGCCAAGAUGAUGUCCAUGAACAGCAAGCAGGCGCACUUCGCCAUGCAUCCUUCCUUGCCGGAGCACAAGUACACCAGCUUGCACUCCAGCUCCGAGGCGAUACGCAGAGCCUGCCUCCAAACGCCGCAGCUGCAGAGCAACAUCUUCGCCAGCCUGGAUGAGACCCUGCUGGCGCGCGCCGAGGCUCUGGCGGCGGUGGACAUCGCGGUGUCGCAGGGCAAGACGCACCCGUUCAAGCCGGACGCCACCUACCACACCAUGAGCACCGUGCCGUGCGCCUCCAACUCCACCGUGCCGCUGGCGCACCACCACCACCACCACCAUCACCACCACCACCCGAAUCUGGAGCCGCCGGACUUAAUGGAGCACAUCAGCGCGCCGUCGCUGGCGCUCAUGCACGACGGCGGCGGCGGCGGCGGCGGCGGAGGCGGUGGAAACGGCGCGUCGUCCGCCUCCGCGCACCAGCCGCACAUGCACGGCCUGAGCCACCUGUCGCACCAGGCGGCCAUGAGCAUGAACUCGCCGCUGACGCACCACGGCCUGCUGCCGGGCCACCACCACCACCACCCGCACGCGCACCCGCACGGCGGCCAGGCGGGGCUGGCGUCCGUCAGCGACGCGGACACGGACCCGCGCGAGCUGGAGGCCUUCGCCGAGCGCUUCAAGCAGCGGCGCAUCAAGCUCGGCGUGACGCAGGCGGACGUGGGCGGCGCGCUGGCCAACCUGAAGAUCCCCGGCGUGGGCUCGCUCAGCCAGAGCACCAUUUGCCGCUUCGAGUCGCUGACGCUGUCGCACAACAACAUGAUCGCGCUCAAGCCCAUCCUGCAGGCCUGGCUGGAGGAGGCGGAGGGCGCGCAGCGGGACAAGAUGAGCAAGCCGGACGUUUUCAGCGGCGGCGAGAAGAAGCGCAAGAGGACGUCCAUUGCCGCGCCCGAGAAGCGCUCGCUGGAGGCCUACUUCGCCGUGCAGCCGAGGCCAUCCUCCGAGAAGAUCGCCGCCAUCGCAGAGAAGUUGGACUUGAAAAAAAACGUGGUGCGGGUUUGGUUUUGCAACCAGAGACAGAAACAGAAACGCUUGAAAUUCUCCGCGGCGCACUGAAGGGACGCCCGGGGACUUCCGGUGACUCAAUGUGGGACCAAUGGACCGUCACGCACACACACACACACACACACACACACCAUGGUGCGCAUUCUUUAAUAUUCAUAUUUAAUAAUUGAUUCAUAUUUUCGUUUCAUGAAUGAGAAUUGGAAAAAAUUGUUUUAUUUUGAAAUAGGAAAAAUAUAUAUUUUUUUAAAAAAGCUGAUUUUUUAGUGUCGAAGGCAAAAAAAAGUAGAUUAAAAAAAAUCAGCAGGGAUUUUAAAAAACGGGCCACGCCGGAACCGGAAGUUGAACUCCAAUCGACGUUUUCGUUUGAGCGAUGAAAAUUGAAAAUAUUAGAUUUUUGAAAUACAAAGAAAUUGUAAAGAAACGAAACAAAAGCUUUCUUUUUUUUCCAUGUCAAAAGAAAAAAAUAGAUUUGUUCGUUUUAAAUUUCAUGCACAAAUUAAGACAAUUAGCAGAUUGAAAUCGACAUUUUCGUUUCAUCGAUGAAAAUUAAAUACAAAAAAAUUGUAAAAAAACCCCAAAACGAAACAAAAGCUUUCUUUUUUCCCCUGUCAAAAGAAAAAAAAUAGAUUAAAAAAAUGUCAUGCAAAAAUUAAGAAAAUCACCAGAUGUUCUCUUUUAUUACCAAACCACAACCGGAAAUUGAAAUCCAGAUUAGUUAGUCGAUAUUUUCGUUUGAGCGAUGAAAAUGUAAAAUAUCACAUUGUUGAAAUACAAAGAAAUUGUAAAGAAACGAAACAAAAGUUUUCUUUUUUUUUCCCUGUCAAAAGAAAAAAAUAGAUUUGUUGGUUUUAAAUUUCAUGCACAAAUUAAGACAUUUAGCAGAUUGAAAUCCAGUUAGGUAAUCGACAUUUUCGUUUCAUCGAUGAAAAUUAAAUACAAAGAAAUUGUAAAAAAAAAACGAAACAAAAGCUUUCUUUUUUUCUCCUGUCAAAAGAAAAAAAUAGAUUAAAAAAAAAACAAAAAACGAUUUUUUUUGUUUUUAAAUUUCAUGCAAAAAUUAAGAAAAUCAGCAGCUGUUCUCUUUUAUUACCAAACCAUAACCGGAAGUUAAAAUCCAGAUUAGUUAAUCGACAUUUUCGUUUGAUCGAUGAAAAUGCAAAAUAUCACAUUUUUGAAAUACAAAGAAAUUGUAAAGAAACGAAACAAAAGCUUUCUUUUUUUUCCACGUCAAAAGAAAAAAAUAGAUAAAAACAAAACAAAAUGUGAGUGCGAAUGUUGUCUAUCUGUGUUGGCCCUGUGAUGAGGUGGCGACUUGUCCAGGGUGCACCCCGCCUUCCGCCCACGUGCAGCUGAGAUAGGCUCCAGCAACCCCCGCCACCCCAAAAGGGACAAGCGGUAGGAGAUGGAUGGAUGGAUUUGUUUUGUUUUUCAAUUUCAUGCACAAAUUAAGAAAAUCAGCAGGUGUUCUCUUUUAUUACCAAACCAUAACCGGAAGUUGGAAUCCAGAUGAGUUAAUCGACAUUUUCGUUUAAUCGAUGAAAAUUAAAAAAUAUUAGAUUUUUGAAAUACAAAGAAAUUGUAAAGAAACGAAACAAAAGCGUUCUUUUGUUUCCCUGUCAAAAGAAAAAAAUAGAUACAUAAACGAUUUGUUUUGUUUUUAAACUUCAUGCACAAAUUAAGAAAAUCAGCAGAUGUUCUCUUUUAUUACCAAACCAUAACCGGAAGUUGAAAUCCAGAUUAGUAAUCGACAUUUUCGUUUCAUCGAUGAAAAUUAAAAAUAUUACAUAUUUGAAAUACAAAAAACGAAACAAAAGCUUUCUUUUCUUUCCCUGUCAAAAGAAAAAAAUAUAUUAAAAAAAAAACGCUGAUUUGUUUUGUUUUAAAUUUCAUGUAUAAGUAAAGAAAAUCAGCAGAAAAAAAAAAAAAGAAGCUUUCUUUUAUUACCGGAACCGGAAAUUAAAAUCCAGAAUAGUAAUCAACAUUUUCGUUUCUUCAAUGGAAAUUAAAAAUACAUAUUUCAUUUUGAAAUACAAAAAAACUUGUAAAAAAAAACAAACAAAAGCGUUCUUUUUUCAUUGUCAAAAGCAAAAACUAGAAUAAAAAACCCAAAAAUAAACACGAUUUGUUUUGUUUUUGAAUUUCAUGUAAAAAUAAAAAUAAAAUCAGCAGAACCAAAAACGGACCCAAAACAGAUGUUUUCUUUUUAUUACCAAAACGGAACCGGAAGUUGAAAACCUGUAAUCAAUAUUCUCGUUUCAUUAAUGGAAAUGAUAAAACGGAUUUUAUUUUGAAAUACGGAAAACUAGUAAAACAAAAACAACAAAAACGAAAUGUUUUAUUUGACAUUUCGUGUCGGACCAAAAAAGAGAAGUUUUGAUUUAUUGCAUUUGUUGAAAUCCUGCGAUUGUAUUUAUACUUUAAAAAAAAAAAAAAAAAUUUUUUAUUAUUAUUUGGUUUUUCUGACACCUCAGUGUGGACCUCCUGAAGGCCAAUCCGCGGUCUUAUCUUUAAAUAACAACAUCCGGUUCCGGUGUAGA
This is a messenger RNA of Entelurus aequoreus (snake pipefish), 3629 nucleotides long. Its product is annotated as POU domain, class 4, transcription factor 1-like. Gene Ontology annotation, biological process: regulation of transcription by RNA polymerase II. NCBI's taxonomy places the organism in Eukaryota, Metazoa, Chordata, Actinopteri, Syngnathiformes, Syngnathidae. The record is from RefSeq and is a predicted model, not a curated record. The transcript is spliced from 2 exons. Gene Ontology annotation, molecular function: DNA-binding transcription factor activity, RNA polymerase II-specific; RNA polymerase II cis-regulatory region sequence-specific DNA binding. Bases 52 to 1143 code for a protein of 363 amino acids.